Messenger RNA from Vollenhovia emeryi, 600 nucleotides. Its product is annotated as transcription elongation factor SPT5-like. NCBI's taxonomy places the organism in Eukaryota, Metazoa, Arthropoda, Insecta, Hymenoptera, Formicidae. The record is from RefSeq and is a predicted model, not a curated record. Gene Ontology annotation, molecular function: mRNA binding; protein binding. Gene Ontology annotation, biological process: regulation of DNA-templated transcription elongation; transcription elongation by RNA polymerase II; regulation of transcription by RNA polymerase II. The transcript is spliced from 2 exons. The annotation marks the transcript as partial. Gene Ontology annotation, cellular component: DSIF complex.
GGUGGCGGCGGUGGAAGAGGCAGAGGCCGUGGCGGCGGCGGUGCAAGACGCGACAGGGAAGUAAUUGGAAAUACAAUCAAAAUAACGGGUGGCCCCUACAAGGGAAACGUGGGUAUUGUGAAGGAUGCGACGGAGACAACAGCGCGCGUGGAACUACACUCCACGUGCCAGACAAUCUCUGUCGAUCUGUCUCGAAUCGCAAACGUCGGCGUCCCAAUAAAGGACGGUGGCUGCAGUUACAACAGAACUCCGGCUUACGGAGCCGGUGGGCAGACGCCGCUGUACGAGGACGGUUCUCGCACCCCUCAUUAUGGUUCAAUGACGCCGUCUCACGAUGGAUCGCGAACGCCAGGACAAUCUGACGCCUGGGACCCGUCAGUUACUAACACACCCGCCAGGACAAACGAUUUCGACGGCUACAGUAUAGAAGAAGGUGGCUCGCUCGGUUACGGGCCCGGAUAUCCUCCCACCGGUGGGCCGUUUACCCCACAGACUCCGGGCACCAUGUACGGCUCGGAUCGACAAUUUUAUGAUAUACUUUAAUGUAAUAUGUUCUACCUCUAGUCUUAUUAAAACAGAAAUAAAAGUUUUUAUGACAUA